AUGAAACGGUCGUUCAACACUAUUUCGAAUGGAAGUAGUUCCAUGUGCAAAGGAGAUGAAACACUAGAAGGCCUGGUGGUAGCUGUAACUGAUCUCUCUAAUAACCAAGCUGAAAGGAAAGGCAAAUAUUGGACAGCGUUGAUCUGCGAUUCGAAUCAAAACAUUAAUCGAAUCACGAAAUAUCUGUCGUCAAAAACAAUAUGUUCUCUUCAUGUGAAAAUGCUCCAGUACUUGAAGGAUCAAACUGGAAUCAAAUUGAAUAAAUUGAGAUCUAGUGGAGAUCGCGUGUAUACGACGACGAAUGAAACGACUGCAAUAACGAAACCGGUAGUAUUUACGCCCACAUGUACACGAAUUGUGAGCAUCCGAGAAGUUCAAUCGAUGUCAGAUGGAGACUGUGUCACAUUGACAUGUAACAUCGUCGAUAUCGGUUCGGAUGAUGCGGUUGUCUUCAAUAAUGGUGAGAAACGAGUUCAGAAAUUGAAAAGAACUUUGGUCGUGUCUGGCAAGACUGAUUCUCUCGAAAUGACUCUCUGGCAAAACCAUUUCAGUUCAGUACAGCAAAAUGUGUGCUACACAAUCAAGUUGGCCAAGAUCAAGGUAUUCAACGCUGAAGUAUCCAUAACAACUGGCAUAUAUACAACAUUUGAUCGGAUCGAAGAUAUCGGCGAAACUAAUUGCUCUGAUUCUACUCUAAUCUCACAUGAAUCGACCCUAACGGGUGUAAUCACAUCGAUCGCGUUAUUAGAGAAACAAUGCGCCUGCCCAGCAUGUUAUUCGACGAACGUAGAAUGCUACGAUAAAACGAUCAAAUGCAACAGUUGCAAAUCUAGAUCUUUGAAUGUGGCCAACGGAGUUGAUCGAGAUAGACUGAAAAUUAGUAUUAUGAAUAUCGAUGGAACAGCACUUGAUCUUAAUGUGAAUGCUGAGAAAAUUCGAGUUUUAUUGAAUCAAUCAAAUCACCGAGAACUGUUCGAAGCAGAUUUAAUUGAAAAUGAAGACGUAUUGAUUGCUUUAUCUUCGAUGAACGUUUCCGUUUGUUACAAGACGAAAACUAAACAUAUCAGUACCAUUAAGAUUAUUGACAGAGAUGAAUGA
Molecule: messenger RNA, 1098 nt
Organism: Adineta ricciae
Lineage: Eukaryota; Metazoa; Rotifera; Eurotatoria; Adinetida; Adinetidae
Source: the annotation of a GenBank genome assembly